AUAAAAUAUAAACAUGUGAUAAAUGCUAUUUACAUUAUGUGAAACAAAGGUUAUUGUGCGCGAGGUAAGAAUGUGAACAAAAAUCGGAAUUAAGUACAAAAACUGUUUGGAGAUGUUGGAGAAAAUGUGCCAAAAAACAAGUCUUAGCUUAACCAUCAUAUUCAUCAAUGUAGUUGUUUUUAUCCAAGGCCAGGGACCAAGCUGUACCGGACAAACUUUGGGGGAGGCGGCACCAAAUGGCGCAGCAACUACGGCCGGGUCUAAUUCAGGAACGUCAUAUCUUCUCCGUGGCGACAGUAUGGCUAUACCGUGCUGUGGGGUGGUUUCCGGUUUCAGUUUCGGCGCGGCAGCCAGCGGUGACGUCACUGCUCAGAUAUGGAAACCGGUUGGUGGAGACACGUAUGAAGUCGUGGGAGAAACUUUAUUCUCCGGAGUAACUGCUGGUUCCUCGCCUAGUGCAGCUCCAGCUGCUCCUAUAUCUGUUCAGCAGGGAUACUUGUUCGGAUGGUCUUCAACUGGACCUGAUGUUGUCGGAUUCGAGACAGACGCGUCGUAUACCAUGGGUAUUGUUAGCAGUGCCGGAAAAACCAACCUUGGAGCGCAGAACACGUGGUCAACUGCUCUCGUAGAUGGACAGCAAUGGCAUUUUGGUGUGACUCUAGGAGCAA
This is a messenger RNA of Ruditapes philippinarum (Manila clam), 668 nucleotides long. RefSeq lists its product as uncharacterized. The record is from RefSeq and is a predicted model, not a curated record. The annotation marks the transcript as partial. The transcript is spliced from 5 exons. NCBI's taxonomy places the organism in Eukaryota, Metazoa, Mollusca, Bivalvia, Venerida, Veneridae.